CCCCACCAAGCUCGCGGUGCCCGGUUCCUCGGAAGACUUCAGCACGGAAGGCACUGCUGCUGCCGGUAAUGGAUUCUUCAGCAGUGGUGGUGUUACCUCUAAUCUGCCACCACCGACAGUUGCACUUUCAGCCUACUUUGUUAACAGCCCAUACAUCAGCGGUCGUACUCAUCUCGUCUUCAAUCUCGUCUACGUCCGUACCAACAUCUCCGCCUUCUCUCGUGACGUUGCGUCAGUGACUUA
Dibothriocephalus latus is the source of this 243-nucleotide messenger RNA. The record is from the annotation of a GenBank genome assembly. Lineage: Eukaryota; Metazoa; Platyhelminthes; Cestoda; Diphyllobothriidea; Diphyllobothriidae.